GCGCUGUCUAGUGACAGUGUCCACUCCUGCUGGAACUGUUGAUCCGAGUUGGGUAAACGUUAGCUUGUGGCUGAGGGACUCAGUCAAUCGCUUCUUAUCUUGUUCAACGAGUCGUGCCAAAUAGUAGCACAUGCUACAAAUUGAUGCCCUGGUCAGUGAGUCCAGAUGCAUGAGUCUGGGUCAGAGCAGACAACCUGCACCAGUCCAGCCAAUCAGACAGAGAAUGGGGACAGUGCUGAAAGGGACGAUUGGCUGAGCACUCAGACUCCAACUCCAGAGGGUUCCGGGGCUGACAGCCAGCAGCAAAACCAGGUUCCAGUCUCGGUGUCUAUGAUGACACCUCCGGUGGAGACUCUUCAGCAGACACUGCAGCAGGUCCUCAACCCACAGCAGAUCCAGGCCCUGCUCCAGCAGCAGAAAGCACUCAUGUUACACCAGCAACACAUACAGGACCUCUGCCAGAAACAGCAGGACCAGUUCAACGCCCAGCUCCUACAGCAGAAGCAUGCUGAGAAGUCAGAGCAAGAGCUAACAGCCCAGCACAUGGUCAUCCAGCAGCAGUUCUUGCAAGUCCAACAGCAGCACCUCCUCAGCCUCCAGAGACAGGGUCUCCUGUCUGUCCUGCCCUCCAUGAGCCCCUCUACAGCUCAGGGUUUAGUGAAAGGGUGUGAGUAUAGUACAAGCCUGCCCUCUGGUGGUGAGUAUCCAGCCACUUUUCAGAAGAACCUGCUCCACAGCCAGCAGUCCACCACUAAUGGGAAUCAUAAAUCACAGCCCCUAAAGAAGAAAGACAGUGGUCCUGUGGAUGAUCACUCACAAAACACUCACCCUCUCUAUGGACACGGCAUGUGCAAAUGGUCUGGAUGUGAGGCAGUCUUUGGAGACUUUCAGGCUUUUCUCGAACAUCUGAACGGUGAACAUACACUGGAUGACAAGAGUACAGCACAGUGUCGAGUGCAGAUGCAGGUUGUUCAGCAGCUAGAACUGCAGUUGAAAAAAGACAGAGAGCGUCUGCAAGCCAUGAUGUCUCACCUCAAAUCCUCUGAGCAAAUGUCAAAACCAGCAACACCAACAGUGGAUCUUAUGCCCAACGUUGCCUUCUCCCAGGUGACAUUUCCCAAGGUGCUUCCUCCCAUGAGCUUGUCUCAAAGUGCCACUGCUCCUUCCACACCCCUGACACCUCCCCCGACCUCCUCUAUCAUCACUCCCAACACCCUGCUCACUGUGAGCCCUGGGAGGAGACGGUACUCAGACAAGUACAGCAAGAACAUGAAUCAAGAUAUUGUUCAGAAUAAAGAGUUCUACAUCAGUACGGAAGUUAGACCACCAUUUACAUAUGCAGCCCUAAUAAGACAGGCAAUAUUUGAAUCACCCUAUAAGCAGCUGACACUAAAUGAAAUCUACAAUUGGUUCACACAAACGUUUGCAUAUUUCAGACGCAAUGCAGCAACAUGGAAGAAUGCAGUGAGACACAACCUCAGCCUCCACAAGUGUUUUGUGCGAGUGGAGAACGUAAAAGGAGCUGUGUGGACAGUUGAUGAGAUGGAGUUCCAGAGGAGAAGGCCCCAGAAGCCUGCUGGUGAAGGAUCUUUCAGAAGAGAGAACACUGGCCAUGGUCACAGCUCAGCUUCCCUUACUCCUAAGGCUGAAUGGCUAGAUAGUAGUAUACCUCCAUUCAACCCAGCUUUCAUAGGCGCUCCCUCUCUGAGCUCUCUGCCCUAUAUGUUCCAGCAGGAAGAGAUGAAUGCAACUCUCUGGUAUGGGAAUGGAUCCUACAGUGACAGCAGUGAAGAGCAGUACCCUAUGCACCCCCUCGUAAAAGAAGAGCUAAUGGACGAGGAGGCAUAUGAGAAUGUGCCCCAUGACUGUUCUGAGACUGAGAGCUCUGAUGAGCACAGCUCAGAUGUGGACCAAGACGAAGAUGGCGGUAGCCCAGAAAGACCCAACCUGCAGCUGGCUCAUGUGCCUUCGCAAUGAAAGAGAGAAUGCAUUCCAAACCGUCAAUCUCCACUGCACUCCCACAUUGGAAAACUAUGAAAUAUACCAAAUGACUUGGUAGAACUAUUUCAUAUCAAGUGACUAUUGAGGAUGUUUUAUGCUCUGUUGUACUGGCAUCAUUUGUACUGGGUAUUAUCCACCCAAGCU
This is a messenger RNA of Oncorhynchus tshawytscha (Chinook salmon), 2145 nucleotides long. RefSeq names its product forkhead box protein P1-B. The transcript is spliced from 16 exons. The record is from RefSeq and is a predicted model, not a curated record. Gene Ontology annotation, cellular component: nucleus. Gene Ontology annotation, biological process: regulation of transcription by RNA polymerase II. Gene Ontology annotation, molecular function: RNA polymerase II cis-regulatory region sequence-specific DNA binding; DNA-binding transcription repressor activity, RNA polymerase II-specific. NCBI's taxonomy places the organism in Eukaryota, Metazoa, Chordata, Actinopteri, Salmoniformes, Salmonidae. The coding region runs from base 166 to 1977 and encodes 603 amino acids.